Messenger RNA from Saprolegnia parasitica CBS 223.65, 657 nucleotides. RefSeq lists its product as hypothetical. The record is from RefSeq and is a predicted model, not a curated record. The transcript is spliced from 2 exons. Bases 1 to 657 code for a protein of 218 amino acids. Lineage: Eukaryota; Oomycota; Saprolegniomycetes; Saprolegniales; Saprolegniaceae.
AUGCGCGGCCUCGUGCUCCUCUCGGCGCUCCUCUUUGCAUGCGCCGUCUCCGUCGAAGCGUCCGCGGGCUGCGAUACGUGCGCCAACACGGGCAUGUGCGCCCAAGCCUUCAAGGGCGCUCCCGGUCAAUUCUGUGGCCGCUUUAGCGGCGGCGUCACAUGCUGCUGUCCCGCCCAAGCACAGUGCAACAUGUCGCCGUUCGACUGCCGCUGCCGCGCCGUACAGCUCCGAAGCCCCUCGUCAAGCUCGCACUCGGGUGGCAUUUCGCGCGACGAGCCGGCUUACGUCGCGAUCGGCAGCCAGCCGCAGUAUGUUGCCCAGCCGCAGUACGUCGCCCAGCCGCAGUACGUCGCCCAGCCACAGUAUGUUGCCCAGCCUCAGUACGCGACGCCGUACGGCGGGCAGCCUACGGUCGUCUACGCAAACGCACCGCCGGCGCCUGUCGUGUACCAAUCGUACCAGAACAACUACUCUGGCGGCGACGUAGCCCUCGGCGCCGCGGCCGGCCUGGCGACGGGCGUCGUGCUAGCAGAGGCCAUGCACUCCCACGCGUCCUACGACGGCGGCAACUACCAGUCGUACGAUUUUGCCGGCGACACGGGCGGCGGUGACUUUGGCGGCGAUACCGGCGGCGACACCUUUAGCGGUGACUUUUAG